AUGCCCCCAGGUUUGGAAACGGAAGGAGGAAAACUGGGCUUCCUUCUGAAAUGGGGGCGGGGCAUCCUUGCUGAUGGACGCGUCCGCACAAAGCGGCACGUUUCCCCAUCAAAGCCCGGGAGAGGAGGCCACACUGGCGCUCAGCAUCUGGCGGAGCUUCAAGCUGUCACCGCGCCGCGCUCCCGGCAGCCUUGGGUCGGAACCAGCCGAUUCGGACGCUCGGCGCAGGCCAGGGCCAACGCGGGCCACCGAGUGAGGGCGGGCCGGGGGCGGGGCCGGCCACACACGCGGAGAGCCGGGGAGCCGUGGGCCCGCGUGGUGGACUCGACCUCGGAGCUGGUGAGCGUGGAGCGGACGCUUCUGGGGCCCCUCCAGCGGGAGGGGUCCUUUCCUGUCCACCUGAAGGAUAGUGUUGAGUUCAGAAACAUCUGCAGUCACUUGGCUCUACAGAUGGAAGGACAGCAGUUUGACAGAGACUUGAAUGCUGCCCACCAGUGUUUGAAGACAAUAGUCAAGAAGCUGAUUCAGUCACUUGCCAAUCUGCCUUCAGAUGCCCAUGUGGUAGCCUGUGCUUCUUUGAGACAGAUCUUACAGAAUCUCCCGGACAUAUGAGUGUUAAAGACAUCGGGAUCAAAACCAUAGAUAGGCUGUUAAGAGAACUGGAUAUCUUCCCUUCCUAAUUGAAUCAGCAGACAACUGAUGGUUUUAUUUCCAAAAAGGAGAAACUUGAUGGUACAUGGAGUAGUCUGACCAGUGGCAUCUGUAAUCUUCAAAAUUAUAGCACAUUAGUGAAAGACUUUUAAAGCAAUAGUUCACAUUUUAAAAUAUGUUGACCUGUUUGCUGACUUUUUGAUUGAAAGGUAUUUUACUUUAUGGAACUGAUUUGAUGAUAUGUAUAUACACUUAUUAAUUUAUAUUAAGUAUUAGUUUUGAUUGGAUGAUCAAACUAAUCUAUAUUCAUAUUGAUGUAGGUUUGUAAGGUUUAAUAUGGUUAUUUAUAUGAUAAAACUCCACAGUUCUUAAAAUUAUCUUGAAUAAACGGGAUAUUUGAUAAUUGCUACAUUCUGUUUACUGGAUACUUCAUUUUAUGUUGUGAGAACGAUCUUCAGUUGUAGGACCACAUAUAUCAGUCAUUAGGAAUUCUAAUCCUGGCAUUAAUUACUUACUGUUGGGUGAGAGAAGAAUCACUUCUAAAUAUUGUGCUAUCAUAUACUCAUUUGUAAAUUUAAAGUGAUAAUUAGCUAUGAGCUAUGAAGUACCAAGGAUCUAUGAUAUGUAAAUGCAAAAUACAGUAUUAUUAAAGUCUCAUGGAAAAAUA
Carlito syrichta (Philippine tarsier) is the source of this 1318-nucleotide messenger RNA. It is a transcript of the gene DLEU7, whose product is annotated as deleted in lymphocytic leukemia, 7. Lineage: Eukaryota; Metazoa; Chordata; Mammalia; Primates; Tarsiidae. The transcript has 4 exons. Bases 1 to 612 code for a protein of 203 amino acids. The record is from RefSeq and is a predicted model, not a curated record.